AUGUCUCGUAUCAUUAUCAAAAACAUCCCUAACGGGUUCGAUGAGGCAAAACUUCGCAAUCACUUCAGCACGUGCGGCAUCAUCACGGAUGUGCAGUUAAAGUAUACACCGGAGGGUAAAUUUCGAAACUUUGGCUUUAUUGGCUUCGAAAAUGAGGAACAUGCGGAAAAAGCAAUCAAACACUUUAACAACAGUUUCAUUCGCACGUCCAAAAUAACGGUGGCACCGUGUGUGGCGCUGAGCGAAUCAAAGACCCUGAAAGUUUGGAGCAAACAUGCCCAAAAGCCGGCCGAACCGGUCGUGGAAAAGAGCAAAAAAGUGGUGAAAGAAAAAGUCAAACCACAGACGGCAAAGGAUGUGCUCAGCAAGUAUCAGGAUGAUCCACAGUUUCACGAGUUUCUGGACGCGCACAAACGGGCCGGCAAAUCGAUAUGGGACAACCAAUUUCAACAGAAAGAUGCGGAAACCAAGGAAAAAGCAUCUGACGCCAAACCAGCAAGCGAAGAUUCAGCCUGCGAAGUUGAACCUUCGGACGAAACGAAAUCUGGCGAUAAGAAAGCUCCAAAGAAGCCGAUUGCAUUGUUUGUGGCCAAGGUGCACAACAUACCGGCGUCAACAAAGCGGCAAGAUUUGAUACGAUUCUUCAAAACCGCCAAACCAUACUCGGUGCGGAUUCCACCGAAACAGAACGGGUUCGCCUACGUGGGCUUUAAAACGGAAUCCGAGCUAGCGAAGGCGCUGCUGAUGGACAAAAGCUUUCUCGGAGGAAAGCAGGUGAAAAUAUUUGAUUUUUCCGCACGCAGUGCCCAACAUGCCUCCGAAGCAAAUGGUCAACCGAAACAGGGCAAGCAAGCAAAGUGGGAUCGACAAAAGGCCAACGCGUCCACUGAGGCGAUUUGUGAGUCCGGUAAAAUGUUUUUUCGCAAUUUGGCCUACUCGGUGCAGGAAGAUGACAUACGAACGCUGUUUGAAAAGUACGGACCGGUGGCGGAGGUUGAUGUACCGAUCGAUUCCAACACACGCAAGAUAAGGGGCUUUGGCACGGUAACGUUCAUGAUUCCGGAACAUGCCAUCACGGCAUUUAAUGAGCUGAAUGGUACGUUCUUGCAAGGUCGCAUGUUUCACAUCUUACCAGCAAGAGUGUCCUCAGGCGAGAAGGCCGCCAAGGAUGAGGAAGACAAUACAGACGACUACCGAAAGAAGAAGGAACAAACACUGAAGAAAACGGCCCAAUCAAGCCACAAUUGGAAUACGCUCUUUAUGGGAGAGAAUGCCGUUGCCGAAGCGGUGGCCAAGAAGUAUGGUACUACGAAGGAACAAAUACUUGUUUCGUCCGAGGGCGACACGAGUGCGGCCGUUCGGUUAGCUCUCGGUGAAACGGAACUUGUGCUAGAAAUGCAAUCCUUUCUGCAGGAGCAUGGCAUUUCGCUGGAUGCAUUCAGCUCCAAUGAGACGAAACGUUCGAACACGGUCAUACUGGUGAAGAAUCUUGCUCCUGGUUGCACGAAGGAGGCACUGCGCAAACUUUUCGCACCGCACGGACUGUUGGGGCGUGUCGUGUUGCCACCGAGUGCCGUCACAGCCGUCAUUGAAUAUCUCGAUCCCAGCGAAGCAAGGAAAGCAUUCAAAAAGUUAGCCUACAGCAUGUUUUUGUCGUUGCCCUUGUACUUGGAAUGGGCGCCUAUAAACACGUUUACAUCGGCUCCACCAGCACCUUCCGAGGAGGCUAGUAUCGAUACAAAAAGCUCCGUACCGGCUGGUUCUGAAAAGGAAGAUGUCGACGACACAGAACCGGAAGAUGGCACGACACUGUUUCUUCGAAAUCUUUCCUUUACCACCAAUGAGGACGCAAUCCGGGAACGGUUCCGAAACGUCGGUACUAUUCACUCCGUACAGGUGGCGCGAACCAAGGAUCUCUCCGGCAGUGGACAGAACGAAAGCCGUGGUUAUGGUUUCAUUCAGUUUAAACGUCGUCAGACAGCGGAAUAUGCGCUAAAGAACCUGCAAUCGAUUGAACUCGAUGGUCGAAAGGUGGAACUGGUGCGCAGUGAUCGCACACUGCGUACGGCGGAAAAUGGGAACGAUCGCAAAAAGUCUAAAGCACCAAAACAAACGGGCAGCAAAAUUCUGGUCCGCAACAUUCCCUUCCAGGCAAGCGAGAAGGAGGUGCGCGAUCUGUUCAAACCCUUCGGUGACAUUAAAUCGCUUCGCUUGCCGAAGAAAAUGGCAGCCAGUGCGGAAGAAAGCCAUCGUGGUUUUUGCUUCGUGGAGUUCGUGGAAGCUGCUGAUGCAAAGCGUGCUUUCGAUACGCUGGGCCGCAGCACACAUUUGUACGGUCGUCGUCUCGUGCUGGAAUGGGCAGCACCGGACAACGAUGUGGAAGAAUUGCGCAAACGUACCGCGGUACAGUUUAGCAGCGACAAUGCUGGUGCUGGCGGUAAGCGAAUGGCUACCGGUAAGGCCGUUUUGUCGACGGAAGAGUUUAUCAACGCGAAGUCGGCCAACGAUGACGAGGACGAUGAUGGAUACGAAAAUGGUUUCUAA
Molecule: messenger RNA, 2544 nt
Organism: Anopheles marshallii
Lineage: Eukaryota; Metazoa; Arthropoda; Insecta; Diptera; Culicidae
Product: probable RNA-binding protein 19
Exons: 5
Coding region: 1-2544 (847 amino acids)
Cellular component (GO): nucleus; cytoplasm; ribonucleoprotein complex
Molecular function (GO): mRNA binding
Source: RefSeq, a predicted model, not a curated record